This is a messenger RNA of Lactuca virosa, 2029 nucleotides long. NCBI's taxonomy places the organism in Eukaryota, Viridiplantae, Streptophyta, Magnoliopsida, Asterales, Asteraceae. The record is from the annotation of a GenBank genome assembly.
CGCAAGGCUUUUUUCCGAAUUUAAUUCACUUAUGUAAUAAUCGCUUGCUGACACAGAGAUGGCUCAACCAAGUGUACAGUUAGCCUCAAUCGACGAGGAUAAGUCAUUAAGUCAGCAUAAGCAGCAGGAUAUCAAAAUUACUGUUGCUUCACAAACUCACACAAAACCGUGUCCAGAUCUACUUAAUGGGCCUAGAAAAGAUUACAUCACCACUGGUAUCCCUCUAUAUGAAGCAUCAAUUAAAGGUGAUUGGAAAGCUGCUAAAGCCAUUCUUGAUAAAAGGCACGAGUUGGUAAGGUAUAGUAUCACUGAAAAUGGCGAAACAGCACUUCAUGUUGCAGCAUCAGCAAAAAGCACCAAACAGGUUGAAGACUUCGUGGAAAAUCUGAUAGAAUACAUGGAAAAGACAGAUCUGGAACUUGAAAACAACAGUUCCAACACUGCCCUCUGUUUAGCAGCUGCAGCUGGAAAUGUUAAAAUGGUUAAGAUUAUGGUGAAAAAGAACAAAGCCUUGGUUGCAAUCACUGGUAGUCAACAAAUGACUCCACUAUACAUGGCUGCCUUGUUUGGACAUUAUGAGGUAGUGAAGUUUCUGUAUGAUAAUUCCCAGAAUUUGCACGAUGAUUGUUGGACACCUCAAAACCGUGGUUGGCUUCUUCUGAAAUGUGUUGAGACUGAUAUGUUUGAUAUUGCACUAAAGAUAGUGCAAGAGUAUCCAGACCUUCGUAGUAGUGGAAGUGUGCUUGGAGUUUUGGCUAAAAAGGCUGAUGUAUUUGCUGAAACAGAAUCUAAUAUCUUUAAGAAAACCUUCAAUUGGGUGAUUAAUCCAAAGAAGCAAGUUCUAGAAAGGGAAAGUAAAGCAAAAGCAUUGGAAUUACUUACACUCAUUUGGGAAAAUAUUGCUGAGAAGCCUAGGAACGAAAUUGAUGCCAUAAUCAGAGGCCCUCCUGAUCCUCUCGUUAAGCCAGAUGACAAGUCACCUUCUGACAAAGAAGAACAAACUUUUGAACUACUAAAACGAAUUUCUGAUGGAAUCGACAAAAUGCCAUUUGAAAUCCGAAACUUAAUUAAAGAUUCUCCUCCUGUAAUUCGUCCGAAUGUACCAAUUCGGGGAAAUCCAACUAAAAAGUACUCUGCUCGAAUAAUAUUUGUUGCUGCAGAAAUGGGGAAUACAAGAUUUAUUAUCGAGCUUAUACGUAAGUAUCCUGAUUUGAUAUGGAAAGUAAAUGAUAACAAUCAAAGUAUAUUUCACACUGCUGUCAAACAUCGCCAUGAGGGUAUCUACAACUUAUUGUACGAGAUAGGCUCAAUGAAGGAUCUCAUAACUCCUCUCAAAGAUAAAAAUGACAAUAAUAUGUUGCAUUUAGUUGGGAAGAGUGCAAAGAAAAAACGACUUGAGGACGUGUCAGGAGUCGCUUUACAGAUGCAACGUGAACUAUUGUGGUUUAAGGAAGUAGAGAACAUGAUUCCACCUUCUUAUCGGGAACGAAGGAACAAAGAAGGCCUAACACCACACGAAUUAUUCACCAGAGAACACAAAGAGUUAGUCAAACAAGGUGAGGACUGGAUGAAAGAUACUGCCAGCCAAUGUAUGGUGGUUGCCGCCCUUAUUGCCACCAUAGUAUUCGCCGCAGCUUUUACAGUGCCAGGUGGAUACAAUCAGGAUGAUGGUAUCCCUUACUUUAAACGAAAAGGAACCUUUAUAGCUUUCGUAGUGUCAGAUGCUGUGUCUUUGUUCUCAUCUUCAGCUUCAAUCCUCAUGUUCUUAUCUAUCCUCACAUCUCGUUAUGCUGAACGUGAUUUCUUGGAAUCGUUACCCAAAAAGCUUAUGAUAGUUCUCUUAUUUGCUACGUUGCAAUUUCCUUUGUGGAAAGAUAUAUUUCGGUCGACGUAUGGUUCUAGAUACCUCUUUCGGCCCAAGAAACAGGUUCUUUACUAUGAAGACUCCAUGUCUAAUCAUCGGUGGUGGUUUCCGUUUAGAGUACCUUUCAUUUCAAAAUGCACUUCGAAAAUAUUGAAAUUGUUGUAA